Messenger RNA from Cherax quadricarinatus, 5188 nucleotides. The record is from RefSeq and is a predicted model, not a curated record. NCBI's taxonomy places the organism in Eukaryota, Metazoa, Arthropoda, Malacostraca, Decapoda, Parastacidae.
AUUGGUAUUAGUGUGAGCGAAGAGGGUGUAUCGUGCAUACUUUGUAAACAUCAAGUACGGUAGUAGCUGCAACACUAGCCACUAUGAAAGACAUUCAGAAAGAGGAAUACGACUUAAGGGAACUGAAGAGGAAGGAUGUAAGUUCCAGGAACGACAUUUAUACCGAGGACAUGACUUCAGAAGACGUCAGGAACGAGACGGAGGUGCGAGACAGCAGAGAAGAGGAAGCCUUCGCCGAGGUCAACAGGUUUGAGGACCUGAUGGAACUCGUGGGCACCGGCGGUCGCUGGAACAUCACGAUCAUCAUCCUCAGCACUUUAUGCAGCUUCGUGUCACCCUUCCAACUCAUCUCCUACCAGUUCCUGGGUGCGACCCCUGAUCACUGGUGUCACAUAGCGCCGCUGGUAGAAGCUAACUGGACACACCAGCAGAUACUCGACUUUGCUAUUCCCUACAGCAGUAAAGACAAUACUACGGAGCAGCGUGCGUCGUGUCUCAUGUACGACCACAACUACACCCUGGCUGCACACCUCGGCUACCACCAAACAAUGAACAACCUGCAUCUCUUCUCAAACGGCCAGGCUGAUACAGUGGCUUGUAAGUCCAGGGAUUUCAACCAUUCCCAGUAUGAGUCUACUGUUGUUACUCAGUGGGACCUGGUGUGUGAGCGCCGAGCACUCUACUCCACCACUCAGGCAGUCACACAGAUUGGGAAGCUCGUCGGAUCAUUCAUUUUCGGCUUCGUCAUUGAAACGUUGGGUCGCAGGACGUCAGUACUGCUGAGCGGGGGACUGACCAUGGUCACCGGCUUCCUGAUCUCCCUCUCCCCCAGCAUCACCUUCUACAUCGUCAUGAGAGGCGUCAUCACUGCUGUGGCUAGCGGCUACUACAUGGGCUGCCUAAUUCUCAGUUUGGAAAUCUCCUCUCCAAAACAGCGAACAUAUGUUGGAGCAUUUAUGUCGGCCCCCUGGGCACUUGGGUACAUGAUACUUCCAGGCAUAGCCUACUUGAUCCGGCCCUGGCAGUGGCUACAGACUGCCUUCACCUUUCCUACAUUUUUAUUUAUUAUCUACAUUUGUAUGCUGCCCGAGUCACCCCGCUGGCUGAUGACUCAAGGACGUCACACCGAAGCCUUGAGAAUCCUCACGUGGGCUGCUGCUGUUAACGGCAACAAGCUGCCUCCAGACACCGUCGUGUUGGCCGCAAUGAAGAAAAUCACCGAAGUGAGUAUCUGGUCUUCACCUGGGGUGCCCAUCCUUUCCUUUCCACAUGAGUUCCCAACCAUCACUGCUUUCCCGGGUGAGUACCUGCUCUCUGAUGCACACUGUAAUAAUUACUCUACCAACCUCAGUGCGGACCCAUAUGUGUAUAUAUUCCUGGGUGGAGUGAUGGAGCUGCCAGCGUUUGUUAUCAUGUGGGUACUGCUGACGUGUAUAGGACGGAGGAAGUCUAUGAUGUUGCUGCUCUCGCUGUCUGCUCUCUCCAUGCUACUCAUUAUGGCACUGCAACUGUGGGUUCCCCAAGCACCAGUGUGGCUGCGAAUACUCUUCUCUCAGUGUGGAAAGGUGACCAUAACGGCUGCGUUUAACUUGAUAUGGUUCUACACAAUUGAGCUGUUUCCCACCAAGUAUCGCUCACUGGCAGUUGGGGAAUCCAAUGUGUUUGGAAGACUCGGCAGUUUUGUAGCUCCUUAUAUCAAUGACAUUUUGGGUGAUGUUGCAGUCUGGGCACCGUCAGCGUUGUUUAGUUCAGCGUCCCUCAUCUCUGCUGGUCUGUGCGCCCUGCUCCCAGAAACAUCAAACGAGCAAAUGCCUGAAAAUUUAGAUUUUUUUACUAAGAAAUCUAUGGAAGGUCCAGAGAACAAGGGGCGUGCCAGGUUCUUUAAAUCCUCUGGGUCUAAGAAAGAGGAAAUUAACCCAGCGUUUGAUACGAGUGAAUGAUUACGUUGGUGAAUGCUGCCAGUAUUACAUUAUUAGCGAUAUUAUCGUGUUAAUGGGAAGCACCUAACAUCCAGGAGUCUUACUGCACCUGGGAAAUAUAAGGUUAUUAUUGUAUCUAGGGAAAUCCUGAACUGGCAGCUUACAUGCAGAACCUGAGGAAUGGGAGACAUUCUCAUACUUCUCGUGUAAGGAUAAGUUAGUUUCGUAUCAUUUAAGCACGCCAUCGAAAGAACCAGGAGAGCAGAUUGAGUAAGUUGAUUAAUGCAAGGCUUUACCAGCACCUGGGUGUACAGUGAUCACCAUCAUGGAUACCAGCAACACCUAGGUGUAGAAUAUUCACCGCCCUGGGUGUACAGUAUUCACUAUCCUGAGUACCAACAACACCUGGGUGUACAUCGAUCACCACCCUGAGUACCAACAACAACUGGGUGUACAUCGAUCACCAUCCUGAGUACCAACAAAACCUGGGUGUACAUUGAUCACAACCCUGAGUACCAACAACGCCUGGAUAUACAAUGAUCACCACCCUGAGUGCCAGCAACACCUGGAUGUACAUUGAUCACCAUCCUGAGUACCAACAACACCUAGGUGUACAAUGAUCUCCAUCCUAAGUACCAACAACACCUGGGUGUACAUUGAUCACCAUACUGAGUAAGAGCAACACCAGGAUGUACGUUGAUCAGCAUCCUGAGUACCAACAACACCUGGGUGUACAAUGAUCACCAUCCUGAGUACUAACAACACCUGGGUGUACAUUAAUCACAAUCCUGAGUACCAGCAACACCUGGGUAUACAAUGAUCACCACCCUGAGUACCAGCAACACCUCGGUGUACAAGGAUCACCACCCUGAGUACCAACGACACCUGGGUGUACAUUGAUCACCAUCCUGAGUACCAACAACACCUGGGUGCACAUUGAUCACCAUCCUGAGUACCAACGACACCUGGAUGCACAUUAAUCACCAUCCUGAGUAUCAACAACACUUGGGUGCACAUUUAUCACCAUCCUGAGUACCAACAACACCUGGGUGCGCAUUGAUCACCAUCCUGAGCACCAACAACUCUUGGAUGCACAUUGAUCACCAUUCUGAGUAGCAACAACACCUGGGUGUACAUUGAUCACCAUCCUGAGUACCAACAACACCUGGAUGCACAUUGAUCACCAUCCUGAGUACCAACGACACCUGGGUGUACAUUGAUCACCAUCCUGAGUACCAACAACACCUGUGUGUACAUUGAUCACCAUCCUGAGUACCAACGACACCUGGAUGUACAUUGAUCCCCAUCCUGAGUACCAACAGCACCUGGGUGUACAUUGAUCACCAUCCUGAGUACCAACAACACCUGGGUGUACAUUGAUCACCAUCCUGAGUACCAACAACACUUGGAUGUACAUUGAUCCCCAUCCUGAGUACCAACAGCACCUGGGUGUACAUUGAUCACCAUCCUGAGUACCAACAACACCUGGGUGCAAAUUGAUCACCAUCCUGAGUACCAACAACACCUGGGUGCACAUUGAUCACCAUCCUGAGUACCAACAACACCUGGGUGCACAUUGAUCACCAUCCUGAGUACCAACAACACCUGGGUGCACAUUGAUCACCAUCCUGAGUACCGACAACACCUGGGUGCACAUUGAUCACCAUCCUGAGUACCAACAACACCUGGGUGUACAUUUAUCACCAUCCUGAGUACCAACAACACCUGGGUGCACAUUGAUCACCAUCCUGAGUACCAACAACACCUGGGUGUACAUUGUUCACCAUCCUGAGUACCAACAACACCUGGGUGCACAUUGAUCACCAUCCUGAGUACCAACAACACCUGGGUGCACAUUGAUCACCAUCCUGAGUACCAACAACUCCUGGGUGUACAUUGAUCACCAUCCUGAGUACCAACAACACCUGGGUGUACAUUGGUCACCAUCCUGAGUACCAACAACACCUGGGUGCACAUUGAUCACCAUCCUGAGUACCAACAACACCUGUGUGUACAUUGGUCACCAUCCUGAGUACCAACAACACCUGGGUGCACAUUGAUCACCAUCCUGAGUACCAACAACACCUGGGUGUACAUUGGUCACCAUCCUGAGUACCAACAACACCUGGGUGUACAUUGAUCACCAUCCUGAGUACCAACAACACCUGAGUGUACAUUGGUCACCAUCCUGAGUACCAACAACACCUGGGUGCACAUUGAUCACCAUCCUGAGUACCAACAACACCUGGGUGUACAUUGAUCACCAUCCUGAGUACCAACAACACCUGGGUGCACAUUGAUCACCAUCCUGAGUACCAACAACACCUGGGUGUACAUUGGUCACCAUCCUGAGUACCAACAACACCUGGGUGCACAUUGAUCACCAUCCUGAGUACCAACAACACCUGGGUGUACAUUGAUCACCAUCCUGAGUACCAACAACACCUGGGUGCACAUUGAUCACCAUCCUGAGCACCAACUUAAUAAUUUUCAAGGACAAAACAUAUAAAUUAUUCAACAUCUCAAUUAUUACAAAACAAUAAUUAUAAAAAGCUUCUUGAAGAAGAUUAUUCUCAAUGAAGAUUACUUGAAAUUAUGUUUUCUUAAACUUGAUGAGAAAUUUACGAUUGCAAUAAAAACUGUUAACACUGUAAAUAAAUGGCUAAAAGCCCCUGCAAUGAGACAUUUGCAAUGAGGCAUUUGCAAUGAGACAUUUGCAAUGAGACAUUUGCAAUGAGACAUUUGCAAUGAGACAUUUGCAAUGAGACAUUUGCAAUGAGACAUUUGCAAUGAGACAUUUGCAACACAAUGAAGAUAUCCAAGUGUUGCACAUGUGUCCCAUUCAUCAACUGUUGUCAUUGAUGAAUAUAGUUAUCUUUUAGUGUGAUAUUCAAUUUACAUCUUAAUAUAUGUACAGUGGUUUAUAAUAUAUAUUUAAUUGUUCAUAAUAUAUGUCUGUGAAGAUGAGCUGAACAUACUGGCGAUUUAUUUUCUGUAGUAAUGCCUUCAGCUGGAAGACUAGCAAAAGUUAACUCAUUAUUUCGAUGAUAAGUAUGUUAUCUUUCAUGUCAAUCUUGGCACUAUUACAGUGGUGAAGAAAUAUAAUAUGACAUCAUGUUCUUAUGUAAACUCGCAUCCUAACCAUCAUUAUUGAAAAUAAGUUGAAUCAUUAAUGAACACAUUAAACUCGAUUUCGUACCAAAAUAUUUAGAACUGAAAAACGAUUCUUGGUAAUUCAUGCAGUUAUAAAUAAAACUAUGAAAUCCAAA